Messenger RNA from Cottoperca gobio, 1530 nucleotides. RefSeq names its product SAS-6 centriolar assembly protein (gene sass6). The transcript has 12 exons. The record is from RefSeq and is a predicted model, not a curated record. Gene Ontology annotation, biological process: centriole replication; spermatogenesis. Gene Ontology annotation, cellular component: centrosome; centriole. The coding region runs from base 1 to 1218 and encodes 405 amino acids. Lineage: Eukaryota; Metazoa; Chordata; Actinopteri; Perciformes; Bovichtidae.
AUGUUGGAGUGUCCUUUAACUCUGUCUGAGAAAACUAAAGAGUUGGACAAAGUGCGUUCAGAGUGGACGAGUCAGAGCAGCUCUCUGUCCAGCCGUCAUUCUCAGGAGUUACAGUCAGAGAGAGAGAAGGCUGCAGAGUUACAGAGCAGGCUUCAGCAGCAGACUGACAAGCUCCGUCAGGAGCUGGAGAGUUCUCAUAAGACAAGCAGCCUACAGCUUCACAGCAGGCUCACAGAGCUGGAGGCCUCCUGCAGAGAGCUGACAGAGCGGAAAUACAAGAACGAGUCUGUCAUCAGAGACCUGAAGAUUAAACUAGUGGGAGCAGAGGAGGAGUGCCAGCGUUCCAAGCAGCAGGUCCUGUCUCUCAGGAGGGAGAACAGCACCCUGGACACAGAGGUCCAUGACAAGGAGCGUUUGGUGAGCCAGCUGCAGAUGAAAGUGGCUGUUCUGGAGCAGGAGAUCAAAGAUAAGGAUCAGCUCAUGCGCCGCACAAAAGAGGUGCUGGAAGCCACCCAGCAGCAGAAGGUAUCGAUGGAAGAAAAUGCUGGAAGUAAAGAACUUCAGAGUAAAAAACUUGAGGCAACAGUGAAAUCUCUUUCUGAGGAGCUGAUAAAGGCUAAUGGUAUCAUUAAGAAGCUGCAGGGAGAAGUUCGAGGCCUAGUUGGAAAAAUAAAAGUCAAAAACACUGUGACUGUGUCACAGGAGAAGGUCCUCCAGGAAACAUCAGAAAAACUUCAGAAUGUUGAAAAGGAUCUCCAGAGCACUCGGCAGCAGCUCAUCAGUAAGAAUGAACAGGUUUCAAAAGUGAAGGAGCAGUUGGAGACGACGGUACAGAAGCUAAAUGAAAGCAGAGAGGUGUUGAAAACAAACGAGAAUGUUAUAAAUUGGCUCAACAAGCAGCUCAAUGAAAAGCAGCUCUCCACAAAGCCCCAGUCUCCUGACUCUGUGGACAAUCCUUCACUUCUAUCCACAGCACCAGCACUGAGGGCACAGUUUUAUCCUCAGACAGGCAAAGCUGCUGCUGAUGUGACGCCUGCCGGACAGCGAUCAGUGCAGCAAGCCAUCAGACUCACUGGAGACUCUGCCGGUCUGGAUUCUAAGUACUUUGAGAAGAGAGAUGAUAGCAUCCCCAUCUACGGUCUGUCGUCUAAUCUGCUUCUCAAAGAGUUCCCUCAGCGAACAAAGCCCUCCAUAGCUUCUGCUUAUUUCUCUGCAUGAAGCAGAAGCAGCUUGAUUUUCAUUUCAGCUCCAGGUGGAAGUAAAAGCAGCAGAACCUCACCAUCCAGCUCCUGUUGGUGACCUGCUGUGUUGUUUUUAACUAACUAUGGUGCUAUUUGAAUUCAUCUGUGUUUGGAUUUAAGACUUUCUGUAUGGUGGAUCCAGUGAUCAUGGAGAAUGUAUGAAAAUCUUCAAAUUUUCCUAAUACUGUAUAUAAAGUUUGCCAUCUUUAAGUGUUUGUAUUGUAUCUUUGUUAUCUGUUGUCAUUCAGUUAUGAAGUGGUAUCUUUAAUAAACAGCUUUUCCAUCCUCA